Messenger RNA from Oncorhynchus mykiss (rainbow trout), 1784 nucleotides. Its product is annotated as cathepsin K. NCBI's taxonomy places the organism in Eukaryota, Metazoa, Chordata, Actinopteri, Salmoniformes, Salmonidae. Gene Ontology annotation, biological process: proteolysis. The record is from RefSeq and is a predicted model, not a curated record. Gene Ontology annotation, molecular function: cysteine-type peptidase activity.
ACCGCUAUCAUCAAAUGGAGUCAUGCCAGCCACAAGUUCUGACCGAGCUCAAUUGUCAUGAAACGCAUAUACAGCGAUGAGUUUCUCUCUCUUUCAUACAAAUUUAUAACGAGGAACGCCCACAAUGUGUUUUGUGUGUGGAAGCGCUUAGUAAUGAGUCUCUCAUAACGAACAAAUUAAUAAAACGACACGUCCUGACCAAACAUCCACAGCAUGAUGGUAAACCCAGGGAGUUCUUUCAGAACAGGACAGAAUGAUUCAGGAAACAGUGAUUCGACAGUGGAAAAAAUGCUGCUGUGUGGUUGUGUGCUGUUGCUCUUGGGCUCAGUCCUAGCCCAUCCUCUGAAUGAGAUGUCACUGGACGCACAGUGGGACUCCUGGAAGACCACCCACCUGAGAGAGUACAACGGCCUGGGGGAGGAGGCGAUCCGUAGAACCAUCUGGGAGAAGAACAUGCGUCUGAUCGAAGCCCACAAUGAGGAGGCCGCUCUGGGCAUUCACUCGUACGAGCUGGGCAUGAACCACCUGGGAGACAUGACGUCAGAGGAGAUAGUUGCAAAGCUGACUGGCCUUCAGGUGCCCAUGAACAGGGACCGUAGCAACACCUGGAUCCCUGGCAACAAUGUGGUGAACCUCCCCAGGUCCAUCGACUACCGCAAGAAGGGCAUGGUGACCCCAGUCAAGAACCAGCUCUCCUGUGGCUCCUGCUGGGCCUUCAGCUCUGCUGGGGCCCUGGAGGGCCAGCUGGCAAAGACCACAGGCAAACUGAUAGACCUCAGCCCCCAGAACCUGGUGGACUGUGUUACUGAGAACAAUGGCUGUGGUGGAGGCUACAUGACCAACGCCUUCGAAUACGUUGAGGAAAACGGAGGCAUCGACACAGAGGAGGCUUACCCUUACCUUGGCCAGGAUGAGCAGUGUGUCUACAACGCGUCUGGCAUGGGUGCUCAGUGUCGCGGGUUCAAGGAGAUCCCUGAGGGAGACGAGCAGGCACUGACCAAGGCUGUAGCCAAAGUGGGGCCUGUGGCUGUGGGCAUCGAUGCCACCCUCUCCACCUUCCAAUUCUACCAGCGAGGUGUGUACUACGACCCCAACUGCAACAAGGAUGACAUCAACCACGCCGUGCUUGCAGUGGGCUAUGGACAAACUGCCAAGGGCGAGAAAUUCUGGAUCGUCAAGAACAGCUGGAGCGAGAGCUGGGGCAAACAGGGCUACAUCAUGAUGGCACGUAACCGCGGGAAUGCGUGUGGCAUUGCCAACCUGGCCAGUUACCCCAUCAUGUGAACACCAAGCGGCAGAGGGCACCAUGGAAGCAGGGAAGCUAAACCACCAAUCAAUGACUACACCCAAUACAGAAAAUAACACUAUGUUUCUGGAAUAGCACAUUCAUAUAGUCUGGAGGUUUGAGUAUCCCAGAGUUCUUUUGCAAGCACUUUUAAACGCCCUACAUCAAGUCUUACUGUUAUAUCUUCAAACUGCCAGACUUCAAUUGUAGUCUGAUCUACAGUGGAACAACUAUGAUUGUGAUGAAGGAUGUGCGUAGUGCACAGCACUUUACAUAGGUUGUAUUCAGUGUGUCAGGUCAGGUAACAUUGCUGUGCAAUGGGAGUUUUGUCUCACUUUCCUGUCAAUGCAAAAAGGGCUUGUUGAUCAAGAUUGCUCCUGGUGGGUUUUUUGAUGAUGUUGACUUUUAUUUUAUUGUUCAGCACUUUUACACCAAAUUCUGUUGAUUGAAUUGUAACAUUGUUUUCUAUUAAAUGGAAUAAAAGUUGAUUCAUUUGAAA